Molecule: messenger RNA, 800 nt
Organism: Camelina sativa (false flax)
Lineage: Eukaryota; Viridiplantae; Streptophyta; Magnoliopsida; Brassicales; Brassicaceae
Cellular component (GO): nucleoplasm; mitochondrion
Molecular function (GO): cadherin binding
Source: RefSeq, a predicted model, not a curated record
CCGACCAAUCAAAAAACAUUGAGGGGGUGAGAGAAUAAUGGCUCGAAACGACUCGCGAUCUAGGUCGCCGUCUCACCGCCGACGAUACUCUCGCUCGCCUGUCACUCAUCGUAGCAGCCGUCGUACCAGACGCGACCGCAGCCGUUCUCCCUAUCAAUCAAGGCACAAGAAGAGCAGGUCUCCUACACCGAGGCAACGCCAAAGGGAUAGAAGUAGUUCAUCAGAGCAUAAAAUUGCGAUUGAAGUGAAGAAAGAACAGGAAGACAAGGCUAGACUGCAGCAUGAGGCUGAGCUCAAACGACUAGAAGAAGAGACUGCACGGCGGAUCGAGGAAGCAGUGAGGAAAAAUGUGGAGGAAAGGAUGAAAUCGGAAGAAGUUAAAGAAGAAAUAGAGAGGCGGACAAAGGAAGCCUAUGAAAAGAUGUUUCUUGAUGUAGAAAUACAGCUGAAGAAAGAAAAGGAAGCUGCUCUAAACGAGGCAAGAAGAAAAGAAGAACAAGCUCGGAGAGAAAGAGAAGAGCUGGAUAAGAUGUUAGAAGAAAAUAGUAGGAGGGUUGAAGAAUCUCAGAGGAGAGAAGCAAUGGAACUACAACGUAAAGAAGAGGAAAGGUAUCGAGAAUUGGAGCUGUUGCAGAGACAGAAGGAGGAGGCCGCAAGAAGGAAAAAACUGGAAGAAGAAGAGGAAGAGAUUAGAAAUUCCAGAGUGUUAUCAAAUGGAAACAGAUCACGAUCCAAGUUGCACUUCUGAAUUGGUUUAUAAUUAAGGAAUCAUCUUAUAUAAUAAAUAAAUCAUUCUAAUA